AUGGUGUACACAGCUAUUAGAUCCCCACCCUCGGCCGUCAAGAAAGUCGGCGCAAUGGAAGGUAACACCAAGUUCAAGAUCCAAGCAGCAGAGAAAGGAGUUGGGCUGAAGUUCUUUGUAAACCACAAAGCGGACUUUAUAGCUCAAGUUUUCCCAACACCUUCCGUUCAUAUGAAGGAGUUGGAAUUCUGA
Molecule: messenger RNA, 192 nt
Organism: Yarrowia lipolytica CLIB122
Lineage: Eukaryota; Fungi; Ascomycota; Dipodascomycetes; Dipodascales
Source: RefSeq, a predicted model, not a curated record